AGCGCAAACGCUCGACGCUUAAAGGUGCAAAAGUAUAAAUAGUGAACUGUUUGUUAAGUAUCGGAGUACUAUACCGAGAUAAUAAACCGCUGACGUAAAGGGUAAUUAAUUUGUCGAUACAUCUGGCAGGAAAAUGACCAGCUUUGCUGCAUUUCCUGACACAGAUGAGGGAGCAAAUAGCCACAACAUAUCAAUCCAGUCUGUAAACUUCAGUGAAAUGAACUCUUCAAUCUUUCCAGACGAUACAUCAAGAGAACCUUUUUACGAGUUUGUCCAUGCACUUUAUCUAUUUGUGAUCCCUCUGAUAUCUAUUCUUGGAAUCAUCGGCAACGUAUUAUCCAUCAAGGUUUUCCUGUGCUCCACAUUCAACAAACAGCCCUCUAGUAUCUAUCUCGCGGCGCUGUCUGUCUCUGACACGUGGUUUCUGGUUGCUUUGUUGAUGGGCUGGCUUGGAAGCUUUGACGGCACCAUCCAACAAACCGGGGCCUCGUGCAUGGUCUCCAUUUAUGUGACGUACGUGACGGGCUUCCUGUCCGUGUGGUACGUGGUGCUCAUCGUUAUUGACCGUUACAUUGUCGUCUGUCACCCGCUGCGGGGCCCGCGUCUCUGCUCCCGGAAACGAGUUGCAAUCGCCUCGAGUAUAAUUACGAGCUUCGCGGUUAUCUUUUAUACCCACUGUUUUCACACGACCGUCAUCGUUAAGAGAGCGUCAGGAAAUGGUGUUCAAUGUGUGGUUCAAAAGGACACCAUGUUUGCGCUGGAAAUUAUCACUUACAUUGAUUCUGUCAUGACGGUUGGUAUUCCGUUUCUGGCCAUAUUUAUACUUAACUGCAGUCUGAUUCUGGCUGUCAGAAAAUUCAACAAGAAACACGUUCGGUUCAGUGACAGAAAACUUUAUUCCUAUUCACCGCAGUACAGCAUUUUGACCAAGGCUCAGAUUCGAUUAACAAUUAUGCUGGUGGUGGUUUCGUCUGUGUUUCUAUUGCUUAACCUUCCAAGUCAUGCUAUCAGGUUGUACAUUAUGAUGAAGGGAUUCGCAAUGCAGCGCCAACAUCGUCUUAUCUUAUUCCUUUUACAACAAAUUUUCCAGAUCCUCUAUUACGCAAAUUUUGCUAUUAACUUUAUCUUGUAUAUGGUAUCAAGUAACUUAUUCCGUAAAUGUCUUAAAGAGACGCCAAAAUGCUGGGUUCUUCAGAAAUUGAGGUUGAAAAAGACUUUAUUAGAUAGAAGAAACAAAUACGGUUAAAGAAUCAGAAACCAAGUACAAAAUGGCUUUUAACUCAUCAAAAUAAAGAAACAACACGACACCAAAAUCUAAUAGUGAAAAAUCCAACAAUAUAUGAGAUUUGUAGCUUAUUGACUAUUGCACGAAUUGGCGGCAAGCUAAAACAUACAUGUUAAGUAAUUUAUUGCGAUAGACGUGGUUUCAAUGCAUAAACAAAUAUAUCAAAUGUUAUCGCUGUCAAAGGAAAUGAAAAAUCUAAAUCACAGGGAUUAACCCUAUUGGGAUUUCUCUUAAACAACCCAUUUAUUUUGUAACGAUAGCAUCAGACCUAGAUCAAUCGACCUAGAAUGCAUCUCGCCUACGCCACUUACAUUUAUACUACAGACAGU
Magallana angulata is the source of this 1614-nucleotide messenger RNA. Its product is annotated as G-protein coupled receptor daf-37-like. Bases 134 to 1246 code for a protein of 370 amino acids. NCBI's taxonomy places the organism in Eukaryota, Metazoa, Mollusca, Bivalvia, Ostreida, Ostreidae. Gene Ontology annotation, cellular component: plasma membrane. The record is from RefSeq and is a predicted model, not a curated record. Gene Ontology annotation, molecular function: G protein-coupled receptor activity. The transcript is spliced from 2 exons. Gene Ontology annotation, biological process: G protein-coupled receptor signaling pathway.